Messenger RNA from Ostertagia ostertagi, 231 nucleotides. The record is from the annotation of a GenBank genome assembly. Lineage: Eukaryota; Metazoa; Nematoda; Chromadorea; Rhabditida; Trichostrongylidae.
AUGCCCCUAAACUCACCGUUGGAUGGUACUGCUAUUCUGAGCACAUCGACAAAUGCGGAAGAAGAAAGAAAGGAGGAUGAUCUGUUCGAGAUAUCUUGUCUCAGUGCAGCAAGCUUGGAACUACUUGUGUUCACGCAGGCUUCGAUGCCGGAUCCGCAGUUCGAUCCGCUUCUGGGCUUUUCCUUUUGCGUAUUUUCUGACGUUUGUCGAUCAACUACACCAUCACAACUA